UUAUUAAUAAUAAUAUAAAUUAAUAAAUAAAUAUAACUGUUGAUAGAUUCUGGUAAUUGCCUCAAUUUUUUGUGUGAUAUUAAUAUUGAUUUCCAAUACAAGUAUUCAAAGCAGAUUGCCUACAAUUCAAAUGGCAGAUCGAAGUGCCCCUUUACAUACAAUAAACUUUCCGGCUGUAACUAUUUGCAGCUAUAAUAAAGUUUAUAAAUUGGCAGCUCUUCCAAUGAGAAAUGCAUUGUAUGUAAAUUAUACACAAAUUUUUUCAUUCGAAUAAUUUCAUUUAAAAAUUAUAUAUUUUUAAGAAUGAAUGCAGGUUACAAAAAUGAGAUAAUUGAUUCAUUUUUUCGAAAUCUAUCAUUAUUGGUACGUCCUGUUUUUGAUGCAUUUGAACCUAAUCUUAUGAACAAUAUGCUUUACUAUUUGGACGGUACAUUAAAGAAUCUUAUGCGUCAGGUACGUGUAUCUAUUUUUUUUUAGUAAUUAAUUUAUUAAUUAAUAGAAAUAUUCCAGUUGAUGCAGCCGUGCAAUAAAUUAUUAAAAUCCUGUUAUUGGCUUGGCAAAUCAUAUGAUUGCAAAUUAAUAUUCAAAGUUGUUGAUUCCUUUCACGGACAUUGUUGUGCGUUUAAUUAUCAUGUCGCAAACACAUAUGCUGACGAGUAAGAUAAAUUAUUUAAUAAAUAUAAUAUUAGUAUAAAAAUUUGGUUAUUUUCAGAAAUCAUUCUUCAGAUUGCGAAAAGUAUUACGAAAAGUACGUUGAUAAUAAUCCUGUUCCUUGCAACAAUUCGUGUGAUUGUCCAGGCAGAAAUGAAAUUUUGGUUAUUCUUUUAAUUUUAGUUAUCAAUUUUUUGUAUAAUAUAUUUAAAAUUAUUUUGAAAAAAAUGUUAAAUUUUAGAAAGUACCUGGUUCAGGAAUAGAUGCAGGAUUGAUGGUGGAUAUUGAUGUUGAAGAAGAUAUGUAUUACGGUUCAACGAGGGAUUUUGCGGGAGCCGCUGUAAUGAUUCAUGAAUCGCACGAUUUUCCAGAAACUGAUAUUGUCACAGCGACUAUUCAACCGGAUCAACAAACAAAUAUUGCUGUUUCUGCCACACAAAUAAAAAGUCUCGAUGAAAUACGAAUUUAUUCCCCAUUUGACAGAACCUGUAUUUUUGAAGACGAAUUCAAUUUCGAGUAUAGUUAUCAAUCUUGCGUUGCUGGAUGUAAAAUGAUAAGAUAUUUACAGAUUUGCAAUUGCAUACCUUAUUAUUAUCCAGACACAUGUAUGAAUAUUUCACGAACAUGCGAUAUAAAAGACAUAACGUGCAUUAAACAGAAUAUAGAUUUGCUAACAAAAUUAUAUGAGGAUACUAAAAUUAAAGGAGUUUUCAUACCAAAAUGCAAUUGUCAACAGACAUGUAAUAAAACGACGUACAGCAUAAUGGUUGACAAAAAUCGACUCAAUCAUCCACGUUACUUUUUGCCUUGGAAAUCGUAA
Molecule: messenger RNA, 1471 nt
Organism: Leptopilina boulardi
Lineage: Eukaryota; Metazoa; Arthropoda; Insecta; Hymenoptera; Figitidae
Product: amiloride-sensitive sodium channel subunit beta-2-like
Exons: 4
Coding region: 926-1471 (181 amino acids)
Biological process (GO): sodium ion transmembrane transport
Cellular component (GO): membrane
Molecular function (GO): ligand-gated sodium channel activity
Source: RefSeq, a predicted model, not a curated record